AUGAUGGACCCAAAGAAAUACGAUGAGCUAUCUCAGCAAGAAGAUAACUAUCGUAAAAAAUACCAUGUCGAAAUAUAUCUCAGCCUCACUACCGAGCCGGACUGCAAUAAUCCUAUCGGGCCAGAAAUACACAGUGCUAUUAUGACCUUAAAUGGACAUGGUUUUAUUACCAGAAAUAGCCCUGUUUUUAAAAGCGACCACAAAGGUGCUUUCUACAGACAAAUUGAUGCGCUGGCUAAUGUCCGUAUCAAGCUCGUUGACUGGUUCAAUGAAAUGAGCAAAAAAGGCUUCCCGCCAUAUAUGGAUGAACGGGCCUAUAUUAUUUACGGGCAUAUCUCUAGGCGUAUGCCCAGGGAAUUAAUGGAAGAGGGUGGCGAAUACCUUGAUUGGCUUUCAGCACGUAGGGCAGAAUAUUUGGAGACGCGCUCAGUAGAUUAA
Messenger RNA from Sclerotinia sclerotiorum 1980 UF-70, 438 nucleotides. RefSeq lists its product with no specific name. The transcript has 2 exons. NCBI's taxonomy places the organism in Eukaryota, Fungi, Ascomycota, Leotiomycetes, Helotiales, Sclerotiniaceae. The record is from RefSeq and is a predicted model, not a curated record. The coding region runs from base 1 to 438 and encodes 145 amino acids.